Messenger RNA from Meyerozyma guilliermondii ATCC 6260, 1068 nucleotides. It is a transcript of the gene MET13, whose product is annotated as methylenetetrahydrofolate reductase (NAD(P)H). The coding region runs from base 1 to 1068 and encodes 355 amino acids. Gene Ontology annotation, molecular function: methylenetetrahydrofolate reductase [NAD(P)H] activity; FAD binding. The record is from RefSeq and is a predicted model, not a curated record. The transcript has a single exon. Gene Ontology annotation, biological process: tetrahydrofolate interconversion. Gene Ontology annotation, cellular component: cytosol. NCBI's taxonomy places the organism in Eukaryota, Fungi, Ascomycota, Pichiomycetes, Serinales, Debaryomycetaceae.
AUGUGUCAAAAGUUGAUUGACUCCAAAGUGGUUUCUCACUUACACUUCUAUACAAUGAACUUGGAACGUGCGACAAUCAUGAUUCUCGAAAACUUGAACCUCAUUGAACCAGUCAAGGACCAUGAAAUCAUCGGUGGUGUGGAUCUUCCUUGGAGAAAAUCGUUACAUCCUUCGCGGUCAAAGGAAUCUAUUCGUCCCAUCUUUUGGCAAAAUAGAAAAUACUCCUACAUUUCCAGAACAUCUACUUGGGAUGAGUUCCCUAACGGAAGAUGGGGUGAUUCCCGGUCGCCUGCCUUUGGUGAUAUCGAUCUUUUUGCUGCCGAUUUAUUGCGCCAGUCUCCUAAGAGGGCUUUUGAUUUAUGGGGAUGUCCUCAAUCGUUCAAAGACUUGUCAAACCUUGUCGUAUCUUACUUGAAGAAUGAUUUGAAGUCUUUACCUUGGUCUGAUGGUCCUAUAGGUGAAGAUACAGCUAUCAUUGUCGACAAAUUGAUAUCAUUGAACCAAAGAGGCUUUCUCACCAUGAACUCCCAGCCCUCUUUGAACUGUGUCAAGUCCAAUGACAAAGUUUAUGGGUGGGGCCCAAAGAACGGGUACGUGUUUCAAAAGCAAUACCUCGAGUUUUUCUGCCACAGAGAUAUCUUCCCAAAACUUUUAGAGUCAAUUGAGAAAUUCAAUGAGAAGGGAGGUGAGAGUUGCAGUUUCUUAACUUACUAUGCAGCAGACAAGAACGGUGAGCUCAAUACAAAUACGAAGGAAGAUGAUAUCAACGCCGUUACUUGGGGUGUCUUCCCAGGAGAGGAAAUUUUGCAACCUACAAUUGUCGAAAAAACUUCCUUCUUUGCAUGGAAAGAUGAGGUCUACCGUCUUCUCGCUGAAUGGGGUAGCGUCUAUGAUAGUCACAUCACCAGCGACGAAACAUUAAAGAAAUCCCAAGUCAAGGAAUUCACCCACACUUUGAAUGAGUUUGCAGACCAGUUUAUCCUUUGCAAUAUUGUGAAUAACAACUUUGUCGAUGACGACCUGGUUCUCUUUUCUAUCUUUGAUGAUAUACAAUCAUCUGAGUUUUAA